Messenger RNA from Naumovozyma castellii, 948 nucleotides. RefSeq names its product Hmx1p (gene HMX1). The transcript has a single exon. Lineage: Eukaryota; Fungi; Ascomycota; Saccharomycetes; Saccharomycetales; Saccharomycetaceae. The coding region runs from base 1 to 948 and encodes 315 amino acids. The record is from RefSeq and is a predicted model, not a curated record.
AUGUCCUCUCAUACAAAUACUAUUAUUCCAUCCCCAACUGACACGAAAGCUCUUGCUAAUCGAAUAAAUUUCCAAACACGUGAUGCGCACAAUAAAAUCAAUAAGAAGAUGAGCAUAAAACUAGCCAUAGCUUUAAGACAUGGGUUCAUAUAUAGACAAGGAAUUUUAACAUAUUAUUACAUCUUUAAAGUUGUCGAGGAAGAAAUAAUAAAAUUGACUACCUCACCCACAACUUCAGAAGAGGUCAAGAUUGGCAAUUUACUCUCGAAAACAUGGAUACCUGAAUUUAAUAGAACUGAAAAUCUUCUCAAGGAUUUACAAUUAUUGUAUCAUGAUGAAUACCCAACAAAGGAAGCAUUACAACUAUUUUUGGAAACUAAUGCAACAGAAUUGCCUCCAGUACUGGACUCAUUCAUUAAAUAUAUUCAUCAGUCUAUUUUAGAGAAUCCAUGCUCUAUCUUCGCUUACUGUCAUGUCUUAUAUCUGGCAUUAUUUGCUGGGGGUAAAAUCAUCAGAUCCAAGAUUUAUAAGAAUCUUGGAUUUUUACCAAAUUUUAAUCAUCUUUCCUCGAAGGAGGUAUUUGAAAAGGGAACAAAUUUUUUUAAAUUUGGUUCAGAUGGUGUCAUUGAGGAAACAAAAUUAAAAUUAGAAUUUAAAAAGAACUAUGAAUUAAAUACAAGAGAAAGCUUAAAUGAGAAGGAAAAAUCAAUUAUUAUUGAAACUUCAAAGAAAAUUUUUGACUACAAUUUAAUGGCAAUGGAGGAAUUAGGAUCUAUUAAUAAAGAGCAACUAAUGAGUAAACUUAAUUUUAAAAUGGUUACUUAUUUGCUUGAGGAAUGGAAAUUCAAUGACAAUUUUUUAUCAAAGAGGGGGAAACACUUGAUAAUGGUGGUUAUGGUCCUAUUACAUAUGCUUUUUGCCUUUUUCAUUUUGAAAAGGUUUUUAUAA